This is a messenger RNA of Pocillopora meandrina, 395 nucleotides long. The record is from the annotation of a GenBank genome assembly. Lineage: Eukaryota; Metazoa; Cnidaria; Anthozoa; Scleractinia; Pocilloporidae.
AUCAUUGGUAAGGGCGCUAAUGGUGCUGUGUUCACUGCUAACUGGGUUGUGUCCUCGUGUACCGGUACACAAAGGAACGAAACAUUAACGAAUGCGUCACAACUCCAUGUAUGGAUAUGAAAACAAUAGGAAUUCCCCCGUGUACCGGUACACCAGGACACCAGGACAGCCCCGCUAACUGGCAGACUGUUCCUGAUGCGGGUGGGAAAUCGGCCGCUGCGGAGAAUGUCGUCGUUAAGAAAUUGCUCGGUGAUGACAUAUUGGAUAAGAAAACGUUUGUAAAGGAAGCAAGAAUCAUUCAAGAGUUGAAACAUCCAAACAUUGUGAAGUUCAAGGGAAUCUGCAACAAUCCCUUCGCCCUUAUUCUCGAGUUCCCGCCCGCCGAGUGUAAAUAA